Messenger RNA from Trachymyrmex septentrionalis, 834 nucleotides. RefSeq lists its product as uncharacterized. The transcript has 3 exons. The record is from RefSeq and is a predicted model, not a curated record. NCBI's taxonomy places the organism in Eukaryota, Metazoa, Arthropoda, Insecta, Hymenoptera, Formicidae. Bases 1 to 834 code for a protein of 277 amino acids.
AUGUCUGCCUAUUACAUUCCACAUCACGCAGUGAUAAAGGAAGAUAGCGAAACUACAAAACUGAAGGUAGUUUUUAAUGCCUCGUGUAAAACGACAUCUGGCCAAUCGAUUAACGAAUUCUUCAUAACUGGACUGGAAAUUUACAGCAAGACCUAUUUGACAUCAUCAUUCGUAUGCGUCAGCACAAUCACCUAUGGUAUGUCCAACUUUUUAUUUAUGGCUAUUAGAUGUCUCCAAGAAACAGCACAUCAAUCCAGGAAGGAUUAUCCUCGUACAAGCGAAACCAUAUUAAAGGAAACCAUAUUUUAUGUAGACAACUUGCUAACUGGAGCCAAUUUAAUCAAAGAAUUAGAAGAAUUAAAACACGAUGUCACUAGCAUACUAUUUAGCGCCAAAUUCAAACUUACCAAAUGGAAGUCAAACGCUCCUGAAAUAAUUGAUCUAAGUAUCGAUGAAGCAACAGUAAAACUUGGUCAAACAACGAAAAUUCUUAACCUUUGGUGGAACACGACAACAGACAUAUUCCAUUAUCGCGUCAAGUUAAACAAUGACAAAGAAAAGGUCACGAAGCGUAACAUGUUAGCAAAAACAGCUGAAAUCUACGAUCCCCUUGGAUGGAUAAGUCCAACAAUAGUUCAAGCCAAAAUUAUUUUGCAUCUCUGGUUGAUAAACAAGGACUGGGAUGAAGAUAUCACUGGAGAGACAUACACAAUGUGGUCCAAAUGGAGAGCGCAGAUUUCACUGUUCGAAAGCAUCCUUAUUCCAAGAAGAAUCCUAUGCGAUAAUCCAACGAGGAUAGAAAUGCAUGACUUUUGCAGCAUACAGGCCAUUUAA